Molecule: messenger RNA, 1466 nt
Organism: Pygoscelis adeliae (Adelie penguin)
Lineage: Eukaryota; Metazoa; Chordata; Aves; Sphenisciformes; Spheniscidae
Gene: MYF5
Product: myogenic factor 5
Exons: 3
Coding region: 105-1466 (453 amino acids)
Biological process (GO): muscle organ development; positive regulation of myoblast differentiation; regulation of transcription by RNA polymerase II
Molecular function (GO): protein dimerization activity; RNA polymerase II cis-regulatory region sequence-specific DNA binding; DNA-binding transcription factor activity, RNA polymerase II-specific
Source: RefSeq, a predicted model, not a curated record
UCGUCUCAGGUCGCUAAUUACUGAGGAAAUUGCCCCAGCGCGCUGCAGAGCGCCUCGCCGAGAGCCGGUGGCUGCCGCCCCACACUGACGCCUCCGCUGCAGGGAUGGAGGUGAUGGACAGCUGCCAGUUCUCCCCCUCCGAGCUCUUCUAUGACAGCUCCUGCCUCUCCUCCCCGGAGGGCGAGUUCCCCGAGGAUUUCGAGCCCAGGGACCUGCCUCCCUUCGGCGCCCACGAGCCCCCCGAGCCCGCCUGCUCCGAGGAAGAGGAGCAUGUCCGAGCUCCCACUGGCCACCACCAGGCCGGCCACUGCCUCAUGUGGGCUUGCAAAGCCUGCAAGAGAAAAUCCACCACAAUGGACCGGCGGAAGGCGGCCACCAUGAGGGAGAGGAGGAGGCUGAAGAAAGUGAACCAGGCGUUUGAGACCCUGAAGAGAUGCACCACUGCCAACCCCAACCAAAGACUCCCCAAAGUAGAGAUCCUGAGAAACGCCAUCAGAUACAUCGAAAGCCUCCAGGAGCUCUUGAGGGAACAAGUAGAAAACUACUAUCACCUGCCGGGACAGAGCUGCUCCGAACCGACCAGCCCCACUUCCAGCUGCUCCGAUGGGAUGGUAAGAGAGGGGCAGGAGCGAUGGGGCUGUGGGGACCCCAGGAAGGCCCGCGGGCAGGUCCCCCUCGGCCCAGCGUCGUGGGACCUGUCCCGUGGGUGUGAGACGGGCCGAAUGCAGCCGGACAUCAGGAAAAGGCGGACGGUUUGGGUUAAAACAGGCCCCUUCUCAGAUUUAACGCUGAGCAUGCACGUGAGCUUUCCGGGAAUGCAUGGGGGGACGAGAGCUGUCUGGCCUGCUGGUUCUUUAAGUGCAUUCCCUGGUACCGGGGAGGGCAGCGAGACCCGGCUGCGGGGUACCCGCCAGCAUCCGUGUUCGGCCCCAGCCCAGACUCGGUCACCCCCGGCUCCUGCCUGCAUGGGGACCUGCCUCGUGACGGCGGUCCUGGGCCGGGAGAUGGAGCGCCUUGCCGGGCUGGGGCCUGGGGGCUUGUUUCUCCCAUCACCGGUGGGUAUUAUUCUGAGACGGCUGAUGGAGGAACAAAAACGUGGAGGGUCAAAUUCUCCCUCCAUUCCUGUGCUGCUAUGGGCAGAAUUUCCUUUAUCUUCUGCAAGAGUGCUCCGCUUGCCUUCCUGCAGGAGGUUAUGCAUCCUGGAUGCUGAUGGACCUCAUGCGAAACCCACUGUACUGCAGAGUCCGGCUACUUUCUCAGAGGUCUUCUGCUUUCUGCUCCCCAGGCCAGCCGAUACGCACCGUCCAGUCCUGGAGUCUGGUUUCGUUUUGAGCAUUAGUAACACUUAUGGACUGCCUGGCAAUCUGCUGGAAGAUGUUGGUGGCUAUGAUGCCAAAGGCGUUGCUCAGCUGUGCUUGAAGGAGGUGAUAGUGGGCAUGAUAUCUGAGGGUCAGCAAGCCCAGUGA